Messenger RNA from Neopsephotus bourkii (Bourke's parrot), 2021 nucleotides. It is a transcript of the gene GPR146, whose product is annotated as G protein-coupled receptor 146. Gene Ontology annotation, molecular function: G protein-coupled receptor activity. The record is from RefSeq and is a predicted model, not a curated record. NCBI's taxonomy places the organism in Eukaryota, Metazoa, Chordata, Aves, Psittaciformes, Psittacidae. Gene Ontology annotation, biological process: G protein-coupled receptor signaling pathway. Gene Ontology annotation, cellular component: membrane. The transcript has 3 exons. Bases 478 to 1482 code for a protein of 334 amino acids.
UUUGCUUCCAGCGCUGGGAAGACGCUGGUGGGGAUCUAAAGGAAGCGAGCACUUUCCUUUGCCUCCCUACCUUUCUCCCCCUGGCACGAAGGAAAUUUAAGGCUUUUUUGGAAUUUGAAUCCUGCCUGGACAAACUUCACCGGACAAGUGCAUCGUUCCGCAUUUCAGGAAAGGGAUGGAUUUUACGGCUGGAGAAUGCUAAAAGGUGAGAGGGGGAAGAAAAGCAGGAAUCUGAUUCAGCCAGAGCCCAUGUGCAGGCUAGGAUGUCCACCACGGCGGAGGGCACCUCUGAAGCUGUGGGAAGGGCUGCAAGCAAGCGCCUGAGGUCGGCACGAUCCACAUCCUAAAGCAGCCGGAACGUUGGGAACACGUGACUGACGCACUGACCCAGUGGCUGAAUCUCAGGCUGACGCUCUCCUGGGCUGCACCUCAUAAAAGCUGGUAACCAGCAGAGAAGAUACAAAAGCUAAAAUCACUAUGUGGAGCUGUGAAGCCGUGAUCAACAGUACCGAGAGCAGUGAGGACCACCAUCUCUGCCAUGACUUCCACCUUGUGCUUUCCAUCUUUUCCCUACUCUACCUCAUUAUAUGUUUCCCAGUUGGCCUUUGUUACAAUGGCUUGCUGGUCCUAGUUAACCUCUACAACAAAGCUACUAUGACUAUGCCAGAUGUUUACUUUGUCAACAUUGCCAUUGCCGGCCUCAUCAUAAACGCUCUGGCACCAAUGUAUCUUCUAGGUCUUGCCAAUACAAAAUGGGCCAUCUGGAAUUCUAACAAUGAAGUUUAUAUUACCUUACUUAUUUUAUUCAACGUCUCAUCUUUAGUUACCAUGUACUCAACUACAUUACUCAGUCUGGACUACUACAUUGAACGUGCUCUACCUAGAACUUACAUGUCAAGCGUGUACAACACCAAACACGUCUGUGGAUUCAUAUGGGGUGGUGCCAUGCUUACAAGUUUUUCAUCUCUCCUGUUCUAUGUCUGCAAUCAUGUCUCCACUAAAAUAAUUGAAUGUUCCAAGAUGCAGAACAAAGAAGCAGCAGAUGCCAUUAUGGUCUUUAUCGGGUAUGUUGUACCAGCUACCGCUGUACUGUAUGCACUUGUAUUAAUCUUGCGAAUACGCAAAGAGGCGACACCACUGGAUCAAGACACUGGACGAUUAGAUCCAUCAGUGCACAGGCUUUUGAUUGCCACAGUCUGUACACAGUUUACCUUAUGGACGCCCUAUUAUGUUAUUCUCUUGGUAAGCACAUUUACAAAUGCACAAGGAAGAAUUGCAGAUGAGAAUUACAGUCGAAUACUACAUUUUACCAAGAUUUUGUCAAAAUUCUUGGCUUUCUCAAGCAGCUUUGUAAUGCCUCUGCUCUACAGAUACAUUAACAAAAACUUUCCCAACAAAUUACGACGUCUGCUUAAGAAGAUACACUGUGGGAAUCAAGGGUGUUCUCAUGAGCACACAGUAGUACAGCAGGUCAUGACGUAGGUAUGGAAAAACCCUCUGCUGCUCUAUUAAUGCAGUACUUGCUGUACCAGUACUGGGACUGUGAUUUUGCUUGUUGGUACUCAGAGCCAUUAAUGUGAGAGUCCCAAGCAAUGGGCUAGAAGGAGCUUUCCAUUACAGUUCAAUGGAACAGUCUUAAUUUUCAAAUAGUUAAUUGUUUGCCGAAACCUUGUGAGACUCUGGCCUAUGUGCUGUAAUACCUGUGACAUCUAAUGCUUCCAGUGCACUGAAUGGGUUACAAAGCAAAAACUCUGUCUUCAUCGCUCUGAUAUUCCUGUCUGAAGAAAUCACUAAGCAGUUUAUUGAAGUCUUGACUGAAGACACAGCACCUUGUAUCUUGUAUAGGAAAAGGUAUUACCUUACUUUCUGUACAAAGAAGUAAUAGUGCUAUCCUUGAUGAAGUAAAUAGCAUUUUUCAAUGAAGAUGAUAUAGAUGAUCUUUACUAAAGAUCAUGUUAUCCAAUUAUACAUGUCAAAAUAGUAAAUGUGAAUUAUAAAUUAAAUUAUUUAAUUUCUUUCUC